AUGCUGCUACGACCCCGGCUUGCAGAGGGCGGUGAGCAGGUUCUGAUCGCCGACUUUUCGCAGUCUGCCUCAGUCCCCCCAACAGUCUUCACAGCCCUUGGUAACCAGGGCGACGACGGAGCCGCCUGCCUCAGUUUUCCACCAGCCUACGCGGCCGUAAGUAACCCAGGCGACAAUCGUGCCGGUAUACCGUUCGAUGAUUCUCAGUACGAUGUGAGCAUGGUGGCACUCGGUCGGCGCCUGGAUCAUGGUGAAAGGGGUAACCCGCUGGUGUCGCAUGCCAAGGCAUUGAAACAGCGUCAGCAGACACUGCUUAAGGAGUACGUUCGCUUCGGAAAGAAAAACCGCCUUCGAGAUAGGCGUGUCGGUGAACACCGUAAGAAUCUUUCUAAGCAACAGAAAAUGGCCAUGAGGUUCGCUCUCGAGCGACAACGGUUGUUCACCAAAAAUAAAACAAGUGACCUUGGCGACGAGGAGUUGCUGACCCACCACGGCCGGACACUCGCCGACAUCGAGAAGUUCGAACAGCCGUCUUCAGAUGAUGAUGAUGACGAUGAGCAGGAAGCGAGUGAUAAGCUUUCUGCCGAUUUCGUGAAAAAUGCCCAUUUCGUCACUGGAAGUUGUUCGCAGGAGCAAACGGAGGGUCGCAAAACUCUGAUACAGUCGAUAAUUGAGAAGAGCAAAGCGGUAAAGCUGGAGCGGCAAAUGCAGCGGGAUAAAAUGGAGGUGCUAACAGAACAGCUCGAUAAUCAAUGGAAAGAGGUGUUGGAGAAGAACUUGAUGCAUCGUUUGUUGAAGCGCACCAAGGACGAGCAGGUUAACCAACCAGUUCGGCAGCAGGUGGACGACUAUGACCGACUGGUGCGCGAGAUGCAACUAGGCGGCCGACGGGUCCAAUCAGCAGUAAAGGCUCAAACCCCUGAAGCCGUGGCCAAAUCAGACAGGCAACGCCUGGAACGAUUGGAGGCAGAACGAACAGCCAUUUUUCAGCCAAAAGAAGCUGUCGAUAUUGCCUUAGACGAUCCUCAGUCGUCGUUACCACAAAAUUCCCAGUUCGAGUCCCAUCACACUUCAGUUGAAAUUGAUGUCUUUAAUAAUUACCCAGGAAUUCCAUUCGUGUUCGAGAUGCCAAAAAGUUACGAUGACUUUUUAUCACUGGUUUCAUCGCACUGCCCGAAAAUCCAAGGUGUCGUUCUCAGACGACUGAUAAAAUGCCAUCAUCCGAGUUUGCACCCCAAUAAUCAUAAGCGGCUCUGCAAUCUCUUUGUUUACGCCUUGAGGUACUUUGACUCAGCGGUUUCGAAGAACUUUGACCUUCCUCUGCUGAACCUGUUGACAGUAAUUCUUCGCGCUCUGGCAAAUAUGGAACCGAUACAUGCCUUGAAAUGCGCCUACGCUGUACUGAACCGCUACAAAACCAGUGUAGACGGAUUCUCGGAAUUGUCUUGUUUCAUUUUCUUGCGACUGCUGCCCAGAAUGUUUGAUGUGUCUCUUGCAGGGAAGAAUAUCUUGACGAACGCCGCUCGUUUCAUGGCUCAGAGUUUAUCUAGCGCCAGAAUCAAAUGUCAUAAAGACGUUCUCAGAAGUCUGCUGUUGAUCAUGACCUUCAUAGAGUACUUGAAAAUCAUGAAAAUCUAUGUGCCCGAAAUUGUGGUUUCGCUGAUCAACGUUAUACAAAUAGCGACGAGUAGCAGCGAACCUUAUGGCAUUCACUUUGCUAAUCUAGAAGGCCCUCAUCGACCGAAGGUUGGUUUGUUGUACAUUGAUGAACCAUGUUCUGCUACCGAUGAGGAAAUACAAAUUUCAAUACCUCAGAUUUUCUCUUCUACCUCAAUGGAGAACGAAGAAACCUUGAAAGUUCUUGCCAUCGGUAUAGCACUUCAGCUUAUAAAGCAGCUGACUGAUUUAUGGUCUGACUUGCCUUCUGUGACUGAAAUAUUUUCGCCCAUUUUUCGUUUAUUGACAUUUCUUCCAAAGCAGAAUUAUCCGUCAAACCUGAGAAACAGUGUCGACGAAAUUUUUAGUCAUCUCGAAGCUCUCAAAAGAUCUACGCCUGUACCUCAGGUUUGUUUAAAGCCGGAAAUAAAACAGUUCAAGUUCAAGGAGCCACUGAUCGAAGCAAAGUUUAAUCCUGAACGGAGGAAGACAGUCAAAGGGAAGUUGGCAGAGAAGAAACUUCUCGUCCGGAAGUACAAACGUGAGUUCAGAGGUACUGUGAGGGAGCUGCGAAGAGACAGUCAGUUCAUUGCCAGACAGCAAGCGAUGGACAGGGCAGAACUCGACACGGAGCGCGAACGGAAAACAAAACUUAUCAUGAAGUCUCUGGUGGAACAAGAAACCGAGUACAAAAAGAGCAAAAGAAGAAAAUAG
Soboliphyme baturini is the source of this 2370-nucleotide messenger RNA. NCBI's taxonomy places the organism in Eukaryota, Metazoa, Nematoda, Enoplea, Dioctophymatida, Soboliphymatidae. The record is from the annotation of a GenBank genome assembly.